Zea mays is the source of this 945-nucleotide messenger RNA. RefSeq lists its product as uncharacterized. Lineage: Eukaryota; Viridiplantae; Streptophyta; Magnoliopsida; Poales; Poaceae. Bases 18 to 743 code for a protein of 241 amino acids. The record is from RefSeq and is a predicted model, not a curated record. The transcript is spliced from 3 exons. Gene Ontology annotation, biological process: cell redox homeostasis.
UCGGCCAUCCACCGGAGAUGGGCGCCGCCGGCAAGCCUCCUCCCCUCGUCUGCUUCAAAUGGCCGUGGGGCCCUAAUCCUAUCCCAUCGGCGAGCUCCAGCCCCAGCCCCUGCGGCGACCUCGAGCUCCCCUGGCUCUUCAAGUCCAUCCGCACCCUCGCGCAGGGCCUCCUCAUCGCCGGCGACAUCCCCUCCCCCGCCUCUUCUCCCAGCGGAGGAGUAAGGGGCGUUCAGAGGCGCACGGGUGCCGCGGUGGUGGAGGUGGACCGCGGGGACGCUGAACAGCGCGCCCUGGCGGCAUCGCUCGCGAGCGGGAGGCCCGCCACGGUGCUGGAGUUCUACUCCCCGCGCUGCCGCCUGUGCGCCUCUUUGCAGGGCCUCGUUCGCGAGCUCCAAGACGGUGCCAGUGGCUCCGCCAGUUUCGUGCUCGCUGACGCCGAGGACGACCGGUGGCUCCCCGAGGUCAUCUACAAACAAGAAUGUUUGCAGUCCCUCACAAAAAGGAAGAUAGACCCACCCAUAGCAGCAAUAACACAACUAAAACAUUAUCUGAUGGACCUACAGCUUCUGCAUUAUGAUAUCAGAUACGUCCCUUGCUUCGUGCUCCUGGACAAGCACGGUAGAGCUCUAGCGAAGACUGGAGUACCAACCAGCCGGCAGCACGUUGUCGCCGGUCUCCAUCACCUCCUGAGGAUGCAGCAGCCAUCCGGACUGGAAGGAAACCAGAAUGCGCCUCCGUCAUGAAGCCCAAAUACCUGAGCAAGGCCUGUAUUGACAAAGAAAAAUUUUCAGAAUGUGCCUUUUGUUUUUGCAAGCAUGAACAAUGGGCAAACAUUGAUGCGUUAAUUCUUUAGCUGGUAAGUACAGAUUGAAGUUGGUGCAAAAGCAAAAGGCAGGUGGUAUUUUUUUUAUGAUAUCCGCCUUGAAAUAACCUUGGAAUUUGUCU